AAAGAUUACCCCGUUCCAAAAAUGAGAUCAAUAACAAAUUGGUAUGGCUCCUUCGUCCUCUUCUUCUCCUGCGUCAUCUCUGUCCCCUUUCUCCCCUCCUGCUCCACUGCCUCCUCAACUGUCCCCUCGUUUUACUGCUAUUCAAGAAUGCGAAAUAGAAGAACUAGAAGAUGCAUACAGUGAAGAGAGAAGCCAAGGGAAAGCGAUAUCAAUACCAACACCAACAUAUUGUGUGGAUAAGAGAGAGACUCCAAAGCACCUGCCAACACCUCUUCAUGACAAAACCAGCAAGCUCAGCUCUAAGAAACGGCAGGAAUCGAGUGAAAACCGUGGAGAAGAUGGCUCCGUUUCUUGCGACAAUUGCCAUCCACACUUGCGAGAGAAGAUCUGUGUGGUUCCUUUGGACAACAAUGGAUUAAACAAGCACUCAUCGUUUAUUGCAAGUCCUAAUGGACUCUUCAAGUCUAUCUUCUCUUCAUGGACAAGAAAAAGUCCAAAAUCUGUUGAUAUAUCAACGGUCAGAGAGGAGCAAUGGAGUAUUGCUUUGGCUGAGCUCUCCCAUAAGCUAAUUCAAGCAAGACAAAAGAGAGAUGAAGCACUUCUUGAAGCUUCCAGGCUAAAGAAUUCAAUGUCUGAACUCGAAAAGAAGCUUAACAAGCUUGAAGUUUAUUGCCAUAAUUUGAAGUCCGGGCUUGACGAGUGUACCAGUAAUUCACCAUAUCGAACUCCGAAAGGGUUUGGUAUCCAUCAUCAUCAACAAAACAGCGUUAUGGGUUUUAGUGACAAGGUGAUAGAGCAAUUCUUGGUUUCAGUUUCUGAAGCAAGGUCCUCAGUUAGGUUUUUGAGCAGGUCACUCACUAAGCAACUAAGCCACAUGGGACUUAGAGUCAGGGUUUAUGAAAGAAUAUCUGAUCUGCUUCAACCAUAUGAUAUAAAGAUUUCAUUCUCCAAGAACCCCAAAAGUGUUCUCUUUUACCUUGAGGCCUUGCUGAACAAAGCUAUCUUUGAAGAUUUUGAAUCUGUUAGGUUCCAAAAGAGUUCUACAAACCAAAUAUUGAAUCCAAUUGAUAGAUGUGAAGCAAACUAUGCAUCUUUUAAUGUACUGAAGGAGUUGACAUGGGAAGAAGUGUUGAAUAAAGGGACAAGAUAUUUUAGUGAAGAGUUCAGUAAGUUCUGUGAUAGGAAAAUGAAUGAGAUUGUUGCUAUGUUGGGGUGGAAUAGAGCCUGGCCUGAGCCACUAUUGCAGGCAUUCUUUGGUGCUUCCAAAAGUGUGUGGUUGGUGCACCUUUUGGCCAACUCAGUGCACCCUGGUUUGCAAAUCUUUAGGGUGGAUAAGUGCGUGAGUUUUGAUUCGGUUUACAUGGAAGACAUUGGAGGAGACAGAGCUAAGAAGUUGGUGCCAACCAUGGUCCGGAUCAUGGUUGCACCUGGGUUUUAUGUCUAUGGCAACAUGGUCCAGUGCAAGGUACUUUGCAGGUACUGUAAUGAUAAUAACAAUAACAAUAGCAUUAACAACAUUGCUGAUGACAAGGGUUUGACCCUUUCUCCUUAGGGUUUAGUUUAUCCAAAUCUGAAAUAUUUUGAUUACUUUGUAACACUAUUUCUGUUAUUAUUAUAUGGAAUUUUCAAUUAAGUGGUCAGAUCA
This is a messenger RNA of Hevea brasiliensis (rubber tree), 1645 nucleotides long. Its product is annotated as IRK-interacting protein. The coding region runs from base 44 to 1552 and encodes 502 amino acids. The record is from RefSeq and is a predicted model, not a curated record. The transcript has 2 exons. Lineage: Eukaryota; Viridiplantae; Streptophyta; Magnoliopsida; Malpighiales; Euphorbiaceae.